Messenger RNA from Cololabis saira (Pacific saury), 1729 nucleotides. RefSeq names its product nerve growth factor a (beta polypeptide) (gene ngfa). Gene Ontology annotation, molecular function: growth factor activity; nerve growth factor receptor binding. Gene Ontology annotation, biological process: positive regulation of peptidyl-serine phosphorylation; negative regulation of neuron apoptotic process; neuron projection morphogenesis. NCBI's taxonomy places the organism in Eukaryota, Metazoa, Chordata, Actinopteri, Beloniformes, Belonidae. The transcript has 4 exons. The record is from RefSeq and is a predicted model, not a curated record. Bases 386 to 1276 code for a protein of 296 amino acids.
UGGGAGAAAGACUGAAGUAGAAGGCCUCAAACCUGGAUGCACAAUUUUAAAUUGCAGGAGCGGGAUUUGGAGCUUGGAAUAAAUCAACCCUUGCCGUUGGAGAGAGUGAGGUGGAAUAUAGCAGACUUUCAGUGGAACAAUUCUCACACAGGAGAGAGGAGAAGAAGCAUUGCAGGGUGCAGAGUGGAAGAUGCAGGCAGGUAUGAUGGACAUGGAAUGCCAGAAGCAAGUAGGUGGAAAAGUGCGCAGGGACAUCUGUGCCGAGUAGCUGUGGUUCAGGGGGUCCAGAUGGCAGGCAUGAGGGGCCCGGCCUGCAGCGGAGUCUGGCUUUAGAGUCCACAGGGGCUCCCACUUCAACUGGACACAUUCCACAGGACGUGUGCCCAUGAGGUCGUCACCACUGGUCCUGCUCCUCCUGAUUGGCGUCCAAGCUGUACUGAACAUGGGAGGUGGAUUGGACCGGAGCGCCGGGGCAUCCCACCACAAAACAGGACAGCAGACAGGAGCCAAUCACCGAGCAGGACAGAUGGAGAGAGCAGCAAGGGACCCCCUCUCCGAGGACCACGCUUCACAGCAUCACCGUAGGACCAGCCAUCACAGGACCAAGAAGCCCCAGCGGGCAUCGUCACACACGCAGGACAGGAGCCCUGCCGUCAGGCGCUCCACCGUCGGCACCUCCCCGGACCCCUUCAGUCCGGUGGUGGACCCCAAGAUCUUCUCUAAGAGGCGCUACCGGCCCUCGCCCCGGGUCGUCUUCAGUGAGGUGCCCCCGUCGCACGAUGCCCUGGAAGGUGAGGGGUUCGACACUGAAGGGGUGAGAGGGGUGAGGGUGAGGCGCAGGGCAGGAAUGCACACCAUGCACAGAGGAGAGUACUCAGUAUGUGACAGCAUUAACACCUGGGUUGGCAAUCUGACGCGAGCCACGGACAUAGCUGGGAACGAGGUGACGGUGCUACCAAACGUUACAAUCAACAACGUGGUGAAGAAACAGUUCUUCUACGAGACCACCUGUCGAUCCCCCACACACAGAGGAUCCGGGGCUGCAAACGGGGGACGACCUGGGGGACGGGGUGGCAAACAGGGGUCCAAGCCUGGCAACUCGGGCUGUCUUGGCAUUGACAGUCGCCACUGGAACUCUUACUGCACCAACACACACAUAUUCGUAAGUGCCCUGACCACCUUUAAGGAACGGACAGCCUGGCGUUUCAUCCGUAUCAAUGCUGCAUGUGUGUGUGUUCUCAGCCGGAAGUCUUGGGCAGGAAGACUGGGCCACUGACUGACUCAUGGCCACUAAACUAUGAACUAAGCACACACACACACACACACACACACACACACACACACACACACACACACACACACACACACACACACACACACACACACACACACACACACACACAUUUCUACUAAACAGCCACUGCAGCUUUAUUGCCAAUACUGUAGUCCUUUCCUCCAUUUCCACACACACACCCCCACAGAUAAAAACAUUCAGUGUGCACACACACUUACACACACACCUUCAUUUGACCCCUCAGCCCCUGACCCUACCUCAGUCAGAGAAGUCCUGGUUGUUUUAAGUUAUGAGGACUGCAUGUUAUAUUUAUGGUUUAUAAGUCAAAUAUGAAAAUAUACAGUUAUGUGUAUAUAUACAAAAUGAAUUCAAACUUUUAAUGUUGAUGUUAUUGUUGUGUUGUUCAUCUGUUAUUUAUUAAACACCUCAGUACUU